AUGACGGGGUCUAAUGAAUGUUUUGGGGGAGUAGACGAACAAUCACGUUCCAGGGGGCAAUUCAAUAUGGACAGUAAUUCCAUAUAUAGAAGUGAUAGUAUGAGCAGCCACAGGGCACCACCUCAGACAGUUGAAGCCGUCACAUGCGGAAAUGAUGAUCGCGUUGAAUGUAGAGAGGCCACCGUAGAGGGAGCUACCGCAGAACAUGAUACUAAUAGUGAUGGCCAUCCGUAUCGAGGCUACAUGAUUAUUCUUGCCGGCUUUGCGGCAAAUUUUGUGGUAUUUGGGUUUGCUUUCACCUAUGGUGUCUUUCAGGAUUUCUAUUUGAGUGCCGACGGACCUCUCCAUGGAAAAUCCCCCUCAUCGGUCUCUAUCAUCGGAACGUUGGCAACCGGCUUGACAUAUCUACUCACAUUUAUGAACAAUGCAGUUCUACGGUAUCUGUCCAUACGGCAAGUUAUGAUUGCCGGCAGUCUGUUGAUGUCCAUGGGGCUCGUCUGUGCGUCAUUUGCGAGUGAAAUCUGGCACUUCGCCCUAACACAAGGUGUAAUGUUUGGUAUUGGAGGAGCCAUGACAUACCUUCCCCCUGUAAUUCACGCUCCGCCUUAUUUCAAAACGCACAGAGGAACGGCUAUGGGGCUGCUAUUCUCUGGGACAGGUAUUGGUGGCUUGGUUCUAGCACCCCUCACAAGGUUUCUGAUAACAAGAAUUGGUUGGAAUUGGGCCCUUAGAGUUUGUGGAAUGAUUUCGUUUAUAUUUCUGGUACCUACGAGUCUUUUAGUCCAUCCACAUCAGAGCACCCUUUCUGUACAUGAAAGUGACAAAUUAAGAAUCAUACCGCUUAAUUCAAAGUUGUUCACAAAUAGGAAAUUUAUCAUUCAUAUGGCUGGCGCAGCAUUUCAAUCGGCUGGUUAUCUGAUACCGGGCUACUAUAUGUCUUCCUUUGGCCAAACAUUGGGUUUUAGCUACAAUGAAGGUUCCGUUCUUAUAGGAAUCAAUAAUGCGGUUAAUGCAGCCUCAAAAAUAGUUGUGGGAUACUCAUCCGAUAAGUUUGGCCGCUUCAAUAUGCUCGUUUUAUGCUGUGUCUUGAGUUCCUUGACUGUUUUGGGUCUUUGGCUUACGUCUACGCGAGGCACGUUCAUUAGCUUCGUAGUUCUCUAUGGUGCCGUAUCGGGGCCAAUAAUUUCACUGUUGCCAACAUGCUUGGUUGAAUUGUUUGGCUUACAGAACUAUCAGUCAUCAACGUGGUUUCUCUAUUUUUGCCGAGGGGCUGGGACAUUUCUAGGAUCACCGAUAGCUGGGCUCUUCAUUCGAAAUGGUGCCCUUGUUCCCCGCGAUUACAGGAACACAAUUCUGUAUAAUGCAGCACUUUUCCUGGCCAACAGUUCAUGUUUUAUCUUUGUGCGUACCUUGGUGGCAUUGGACAAUAACUGGAAGUUGAAACAGUAG
Zygotorulaspora mrakii is the source of this 1449-nucleotide messenger RNA. RefSeq lists its product as uncharacterized. Gene Ontology annotation, cellular component: fungal-type vacuole membrane. The transcript has a single exon. The record is from RefSeq and is a predicted model, not a curated record. The coding region runs from base 1 to 1449 and encodes 482 amino acids. Lineage: Eukaryota; Fungi; Ascomycota; Saccharomycetes; Saccharomycetales; Saccharomycetaceae. Gene Ontology annotation, molecular function: transmembrane transporter activity. Gene Ontology annotation, biological process: transmembrane transport.